ACGCAGCAACAUUUGCGAGAAAAUCAGUUUGUGUGUGUGUGUCAGUAUUAUCUGAUGGAGGUACUGUCUAGUUAAAAAGUGUGUUCGACUUAAUGCGGCGCCGCAACAACUAACAGGCGGAUGACGUCAAAGUACCGCGAGAGUGAGUCGAAAAUAAACUUCUCCGGAUUUCUCUAAUCGCUUUCGCCAUACUUUGAAGUCAUCUGCCUGUUGGUUAUUGCCGGGCUACAUUCGUUAUAAGUGUAAAGACUCAAAACGUAGCAGAAUGACGUAAGAACGAACAAGGCGAAAACAAGCAACAGCCUUGCGUUUAUAAUUGUACACACCAGCGCGAAAUUGACAGUGCACGAUAAAAACUACAAUUACCACAAGGCUUUGCGACACGGGGUGACGUGGCCAGCGUUCCUCAACAGACCGGGGUGAUUUGAACUUCAUCAUUUAUUUUACGUAAUUUUACAUCACAAUGUCCGGGAAAAUCAAGAGCAGGAGUGCUGCAAAUGCCGACUCGAUAGCGGGCAGUGUAUCCUGCGACGAGCGAAUCCUACGGGAUUGCCAUCAGAUGUACAUUGAUCCGGACAGCGGACUGAUAGCGAUCGCUGGGUCGGUCGGGGUGACGUUGCUGCCUCCCCGCAAAAAAAUAAGUGUGAUGUUGAUGGGCAACCACUCAGCUGGCAAGAGCUCAUUUAUAAAUUGGUAUGUUGAGGAGCAUAUCCAAAGGACCGGGGUUGCUAUAGAGACGCAGGGCUUCAGCUUAGUUACAAGUGGGCGAAAGAGAGAAUCGCUCACGGGAAAUGCAACGCUGCAUCUAUACCCUCACUUCAAACCACUGCAGGAAUUUAAAGGAGUGUCAGAAUAUCUUGGCACCGAGAUUUGUACUUCGCGACAGAAACGUUUCAGCUUGGUCACUUUUGUUGACACUCCUGGACUAGUGGAUGGAGAUAUGAAGUACCCCUUUGAUGUGGACCAAGCUAUCCUAUGGCUUGGUGAUCUGUGUGACCUGAUCCUGGUCUUCUUUGACCCAAUGGGACAGGCCUUAUGCAAGCGCACACUCAACAUUGUAGAGAAACUGAAUGAGAAACAUGGAGACCGUCUUCGUUUCUAUCUUAGUAAAGCUGAUGAGGCUGGUGGAGAGUCUGAUCGACAAAGAGUUAUGAUGCAAAUUGUACAGGAGCUUUGCAAGCGUCCAGGACUCAACAAAUGUGGCUUCGACAUGCCCACUAUCUAUGUGCCCAACCCAAAUAAGCCCAGUCGAUGUGUCAAUCAGAUUGAUGAGGUGUGUCGCACUAUUGAGAAGACCAUUAACCAGACGGUGCAGAACACGCUUAACUCGAUGGAGAAGGACUGCAACCAUAUCACUGAGGCCAUUACUGAGACACUCGAUAAUGACAGGCAGUGUGGUAUAGAAAACCGUCGAGCACGCUUUAAGGGCUGUGUUUUGGGGAUGCUUGGAUUCACUGUGCCCCUGCUGCUGCUUGUUAUCCUUGUGCUUGGUACCCUAUCCAAAGAGAUGUUGGUGCUCAUGCUGGGUGAUACUGGCACAGAGGCUCUCUCGUUAUACGUGGCUCCUGCUGUGAAAGCAUUUGAGUCUCUGUCAAUAGAAGUUCAGCUGUACAGUUGUGCUGGAUUGGUGGUGUUGUCCUUCAUCUUCCUCCUCCUUGCACGUUUAUCCUUCAGAACUAAACCAACACUCUCUGGCAAGCAAAAAAGACAGCUUCAAGAAAAACUAGAAUAUGUCCAGGAAGCAGUCAAGUCCAAAAAGAAAAAUCUCUAUGAGGAGUACUUGCGGCAGAGUGUGGCUGAUCAGGACAUGCAUUGAGGGAUAACCAAAGUCUUCCGGAACGUGGAUGGGAAGAACAAAACCUAACCCAGAAGUAGACCACUAAACUGCCUCUAAUCGUACUCGUACUGUAGAGGACACAUCCAAGCUGUUUUAUGGACACUUGAACACUACUCUGUGUAUCUCAUAGCUUUUAGAAGACUUCCCACAUUGAGCAUUUAUUAAUGAUGAAACUGUGGACCAAUAAUGUAUUUGUUUUUUAUUUUUAGUCUUGUCAUUGCAAUAAAAUGAUGGUACUGUACAGGUAAAUUGAAGGACUGCAUUAAAGCAUCUGCCUUGUCCUCUCUGGGAUUAGAAGUAUAAUAUUAUCUAUGUUGUACCUAAAAUCUAUCAUAUUGAAUGGGUGAGAAGCCAUUUGUAUGUGACCGAUACUCCAUAUUUAAUCACAUCAUGGUCAAUUUUACUAGAAAUAUUUAAACUGCUUUUGUAUACCAUGGUUUCCUACAUUUUUAUGUCAACUGUUACUGAUUAAAUAAUAACAUACUUAUAAUAAAACGCUGUAAAUGUACACAUGCUUGAUGGUUUUAUUCGAUUCAAGAACUGAAAAUCAACCAUGGGUUUUAGAAUUUUACUAGUCACAGUUAACAUUUAAAUACUCUUGGAAAUUUCAUCCUAGAUCAGUGUACUAUAACUUUUUAGAGAAAAUGCUUCUCGGUAAACUAUGUUGACUACACUCAGAGUUAUUUUAAUGUAAUGUGCUUUUCAUUUUAUCUCUACACUAUCUUUUGUAUAUAUAAAUUGAAUGGACCACAUUCUGAUUGUUGUACCCCGGGUGCAAUUUAGUGAAUAAAUUGCUGCAUCCUCAUUCA
This is a messenger RNA of Paramisgurnus dabryanus, 2646 nucleotides long. NCBI's taxonomy places the organism in Eukaryota, Metazoa, Chordata, Actinopteri, Cypriniformes, Cobitidae. The record is from RefSeq and is a predicted model, not a curated record.